AAUUUGAGAGUAGCAGAGAGGUAUUAUUAGCCAAAAACCGAAGCGCGGCACUUGAGACAUCCAGAUGUUGCGUUUGAGGCAGCAAGUGAAGUCGGGAGUAGCCUACAACUGUAGAAACAAACUUUAAUACAUUGCUUUUCCUGUUCACCAGCACUAAUGGAAACUGACAGGCUCGAUUAAAGAUAGAGAAGGGAGGCUGUUAUAACAUUUCACGCCAUUUUACCUUGUUUGGACAAAAGGAUAUUAACAGAACGUGAAAGCUACAACAAAGCCUCAAUUUAAAUGCGCCGCUUGGACGUUAAAACCUGAUUGAAAUGUUUGUGUUUCUACGCCAGGUUGGAGUUAAAUAGUCCACCAGGCUGACACUGUCGUUAAAAUAACGUUUCAAACUUUAACAUUUCAUAUUUGUCAGCGUGUUUCGGACAAGUGGGCAUCAUGGCUUUUCUUCACUUGCUCCUGUGUGCCGGGGUGUUAUCAUUGCCGCUGUGUGGAGCCUUUUUCCGCGGUCCGUUACAACCGGAGAUGUCUAACGGCACCUUUCAUCAUUAUUUCGUGCCGGACGGAGAAUACGAGGACAACGACGACCCGGAGAAAUGUCAGAUGCUUUUUAAAAUGACCGACGAGCGAAAAUGCGGUCUCGACGAGGACCAGGAAGCCGUCAUACGGGAUGAUUUCACUAUCAUCAAGAGGCAGAUUGAGGACUCGGCCAGGGUGCUGGAGGGGAUCGGGAAAAGUAUCUCGUACGACCUGGACGGAGAGGACAGCUACGGGAGAUACCUGCGGAGGGAGACGGCUCAGAUAAGCGAGGCGUUUACAAACUCGGAGAAAUCUCUGCUGGAGCUGGAGGUGAAAUUCAAGCAGAGUCAGGAGAGCGAGCUAAAGGAGGAUCACCGGCUCAACGAAGACUUUCUCAACAUGAUUGUGCACACACGGGACGUCCUGAAGGACACGCUGGACAUUUCUCUGGGACUGAAGGACAAGCACGAGCUCCUGUCUCUGAUCAUCCGCAGCCACGGCACGAGGCUGAGCAGACUGAAGAACGAAUACAUGAAGUACUGAGAGAAAGUAGUUCCUUCACGUCUCGUUACAGUACUUUUUAUUUUUGUUGUGGUGGAGUGUGUGACCAUGAGACAGGAGUUAAGCAAUUUUAGCAAUCAUAUCAGGGAUAAAAACUAAACUUAAAAGGCCAGUUCACCUAAAUAAAAAAACAAAUACAUUUUCUCGUUUAACUCUAGAGCAUUGUUUCCCAACUUGGGAUUGGGUUUUCUUCCAAAGGGUGAAAAAGAAAGUGAAUGUCUGAGGUCACAAGCUUGUUAAUGGGAUAGAUAAGGGAUAGGUAUGAAGAACAGUUUUUAAUUCAUUUAAAUUAAAUUAACUUUGCUGUUUAUUUUUGUAAAAUACUCAGCAGUUCACCUUUUUUAAUUCUGCAUAAUAUUACUCAGAAAUAUUCAAACCAAACAAUCUGAUCAGUUUUGUAAGAGGAGUUGGUCACUGCACACAGCUUAUCAGGUACACGUGAUCCGUGAUGAGAGGUUGCAGGUACUCUGUGUUUCACUUUAAAGGGUCAGAAACAAAAAUGUUUGGGAUUCACUGCUCUAGAGGUAUGUAGCCAUGCAGCAAUAUAGUUUUGGUUGAAAUUGUCCAGGUUAUGAUCUCCAAAGCUGGAUUACAAAACGGGAAAAGAAGGCAACUGCCCCAAACACUUCCAUUGGCCCUAAAAAUCAUUUUGGAAAUAUGGUUACUUGCAAAUGUUGCCAAUUUAUACUACUAAAGUACAAUUUCAACUAUGAUGGGUCCUGCACCGGACCUCAUGGCCCUGUUUUGUAGAGGCGCCAUGUGUCAGAUUUAGUUUAGCUAUUAGUAUUAGUUUAGCAGAUUAGUAUUUUAGCUUAUGUGGUCCAUAUUCCUAAUUGAAGUUGUGCUUCAAAAAUAAAAAUGUAAUAUUGUGAGAGAAAUAAACAGUGUUCCAUUCAUGGCAGAAAUCUUCAUAAGGGAUGACUUAAAAACCUUAGCAUUUAAAACCAAAACUAUCUCCGUUGCUAGGAACUGCUGGUGGUAAAGUUAGAAAACGUAUUGUUUUAAACUUAAAAAACAGUUUGUUGGACUGUAUCUGAAACCAACAAUUUUAAAAUGUAUAAGACAAUGAGGAGUGGGCAAUAUGCAUGAUAUCCUCUUAUACAGUAAAUGCAAUUUUGUAUGAUGAUAUUUUCAAGCCAAUUAAGAAGUUGGUAAAAAAUAACCAGAAAGAUAUGCAUGUUUUUUGCAGACCCAGCAAACUAAAUACAGAAUAAAUCAAAGUACUUUAUCAUAUUGCUGGAAAUAAAAAUCUGUGAUUUGCGAUGCACCCAGAGAUAUUAAACAGCUACCGAGCUAUAAACAGUAUGGCAUAAUCUUUACACAAAUAUCAUCUUACUGUGUCAAUUAUUAUAUUUGCCACUCCUAGAGACCCAUGGUAGUGGUCAUUGCACACCAUACAAACACACAAUAGUAAAAUUACUUAAUUCUAAAAUGUCUGAAUACAAAUUACUUAUAUUUUACAAUAAAUAAUGUACUAAUGCAAUAAUGUUAGUUAACAUCAUCUGUCCACCAAUCAAUAUGCCUAUUAUGGCCAUUUUUGUAAGUGCAUUGAAUUUGACUGGACACAGUCACAGGUUUGUGCGUGUGUUAGUGUGAGUGUGUGUGUGUGU
This is a messenger RNA of Etheostoma cragini (Arkansas darter), 2687 nucleotides long. RefSeq names its product fin bud initiation factor b (gene fibinb). NCBI's taxonomy places the organism in Eukaryota, Metazoa, Chordata, Actinopteri, Perciformes, Percidae. The transcript has a single exon. The coding region runs from base 436 to 1059 and encodes 207 amino acids. The record is from RefSeq and is a predicted model, not a curated record.